AUGGCUAAACAAAAUCCUUUUGACCAAAAGAAGGCCUCCAUUUUGUCUGAAAUACAAUCAGAAGCACCAGAUUUAUCGCCUAAGGGAGAUGUCGACGUAUUAUGUUUCCCAAUUAUAAAUUUAAUAAACACAAAUGCAGACAUGGUGACAACCUCAUCAUGCUCAGGUAGAAUAAGUAUAUUUUUGGAAGGCGAUAAAAACCAUAAAGGAUCCAUCAAAUCUGGUGGUAAGGGAGAGGGUGGGAGAUGGCUGUACGUAACUCAUAAUGUUAGUGAAGUCUCAAAUUGGAUUGACCGAAUCGAAUCCGAAAGCUUCGAGUUUUCUGACCCUGCUAUAAUUGCAGAACAGUUUGAUGGUGACAAACGACUUGUGCUUUAUAAGUACGAGCCUUUCAUAUUACAUGUCAAAUGUCGAGACUUUUCGACAGCGUCCAAAUUAUACAACGUGGCCAUGGGAUGUGGCUUCAGAGAAAGCGGGAUAGGAUCCAACAAUCUUGUUGCCAUUAGAACUAGUAGUAAACUAGACAUACCAAUGGGUAUAUGGGACUCUAUGGGUAAUCAUAUCAAAUUUCUGGUUGACAAGCACUAUAUAAAAAUGAUCGACGCAAUAGCCAUUGCGAAAUUUGGGGAAAAUGAAAGAAAGAUGACCAAGUUAUAUGAAAGGAUAAAGAGUGAUAUAUUUGAACCAGUCCCGUAA
Zygotorulaspora mrakii is the source of this 696-nucleotide messenger RNA. RefSeq names its product tRNA methyltransferase TYW3 (gene TYW3). Gene Ontology annotation, biological process: tRNA methylation. Bases 1 to 696 code for a protein of 231 amino acids. NCBI's taxonomy places the organism in Eukaryota, Fungi, Ascomycota, Saccharomycetes, Saccharomycetales, Saccharomycetaceae. Gene Ontology annotation, cellular component: cytoplasm. The transcript has a single exon. Gene Ontology annotation, molecular function: tRNA methyltransferase activity. The record is from RefSeq and is a predicted model, not a curated record.